AAAAUCCAAUUUUGCCCCCUCCUCCAAGCCAGUGCAAUACAAGUACCUAACGCUUUGUCACCGCCUCCACUUCUAUACUCCCCAAAAUCGCAAUUUGCAAAACCUUUUCUCUUCUCCCUCCAUUCCAACAAGCUGGCGAUUGAUAAUCAAGACACCACUAUCAAGCCCAAGAACAGGCGAAUCAUGGGAGCUGGAGGGCCUGAUGAAGAUGAGUAUAGAUGGCCGCCAUGGCUGAAACCCAUGCUCAAAGAACGCUUCUUUGUUCAAUGCAAUCUCCACGCCGAUUCCCACAAGAGCGAAUGCAAUAUGUACUGCCUUGACUGUAUGAAUGGCGCUCUCUGCUCUCUCUGUUUGCCCAAUCACCCUCACCACCGCGCCAUUCAGAUUAGGAGAUCAUCGUACCAUGAUGUGAUCAGAGUUAACGAGAUUCAGAAGUUCCUGGACAUCUCCGCCGUCCAGACCUACAUUAUCAACAGCGCCAAAGUUGUGUUCUUGAACGAAAGGCCCCAACCCAGACCCGGCAAGGGCGUCACCAAUACUUGUGAAGUUUGCCGCCGCAGCCUUCUUGAUUCUUUCCGUUUCUGCUCUUUGGGCUGCAAGAUUGUCGGGACAUCGAAGAAUUUCGUGAGAAACCCGAAACGGUUGCCGGAGAAGAAGAGGACGGCGCCGCCGCCGUCGGACUCGGAGGAUUCCUCGUAUUGCAGCCAUAGCCAUGGGCGGGUGAGCAGAAAGGUGCAGAGCUUCACGCCGUCAACGCCGCCGCCAACUUGCGUUAAUUACAAAACUGCCAAGCGAAGAAAGGGAAUUCCACAUAGAGCCCCAAUGGGAGGGCUCAUUAUUGAAUACUAGGCUUUUGCAGUUUUGCUCACAGGCCCUUCAUCUUCUCCUAAAUUACCCUAGCUCACCCAUAGCCAUGUUGUUGUAUGUAUAUAGUAGCCACUAAUAGAAGAAUGAAUGUUAAAAAAAAAAAAAAGUAGGGGCAGAAGUUGGAAUAAGUAAAUGUGGAAGGACUAAAGCCGCUAAGUUAGAAGUUUGGCUUAGAAAAUAAGCUAUAUAUAUAUUACUAUAAUAAUAAUAAUAGUUUGAUAAUGAAAUAUGAGAUACUAGAGUGGUUGUUUACACAUAUAACAGGUUUUUGUGUGUAUGAAUGAAAAAUGUAAAUAUCGUUUUCUGUGUUUAUAUGCCGUAAUGGAAUAUCACUUUGUUAUUUUU
This is a messenger RNA of Ipomoea nil (Japanese morning glory), 1212 nucleotides long. RefSeq lists its product as uncharacterized. The annotation marks the transcript as partial. The transcript is spliced from 4 exons. NCBI's taxonomy places the organism in Eukaryota, Viridiplantae, Streptophyta, Magnoliopsida, Solanales, Convolvulaceae. The record is from RefSeq and is a predicted model, not a curated record.